This is a messenger RNA of Larimichthys crocea (large yellow croaker), 1055 nucleotides long. It is a transcript of the gene fgfbp2b, whose product is annotated as fibroblast growth factor binding protein 2b. Gene Ontology annotation, molecular function: growth factor binding. Bases 16 to 756 code for a protein of 246 amino acids. NCBI's taxonomy places the organism in Eukaryota, Metazoa, Chordata, Actinopteri, Sciaenidae. The record is from RefSeq and is a predicted model, not a curated record. The transcript has 2 exons. Gene Ontology annotation, biological process: cell-cell signaling.
CUACCUAACACAGCCAUGAGAUCCAGGAUGAAGAUGUUGCUGUUGUUCUUGGCAGCAGCUGUUUGUGUGUCAAACGCUCAGACCAACAACAGCAGCAAUGACAAUAAGCAACAGCAGCAGCAGCAGCAGCAGCAACGCAGCAUCUGGGAUGAGCCCAUCCGAUUCAGCACCAAGACCAAAGAUUCCUGUACCAUGGUGGUGUCCGGAGCCGGGGACUAUACACGCCUGCGUGUCUCCUGCAAAGGUCAGAGCCAAGGCCAGACCCUAGGACGCUCCUACUACUGCGACUUCCAGGGUAAACCCAACCUGUGCCGCGCCUACAACCUCAACCCUCGCCACUACUUCACCCAGAUGAUGUGGGACAUGAGGAAGCUGAGCCACGCCUGCCAGGGACAAAAAAUCUACCGCCCAUCCAUGUGCAAGAAAUACCCAGACGAUGCCCAGAUGACCUUCCUGGCCUCCUGGCCAAAAACCACCACACCAAAACCCUCCAAGCCCAUCCAGGAGCCACGUAAACCAGUGGUCCCAGCUCAGACCAAGCCAGUCACUACUCCUAAACCAGUCAAGCUCCAGCCACAGCCCGUUAAGCCCCAGCCAGGCAAGGUCCCCCAGGUCAAGAAAACUACAUCAAAGCCUAAAACCACUACUCGUCCCACAGAGCAGCCCGACUCCAAAGCAUCCCGCAUUGCCUCCGAGUACUGCUGGAAGAGCUUCCACGGCGUCUGCACCUACUUCAUCAGCUGGUUCCAAAACUGAGACGAUAGUGCUGACACAGGUUGGAGACACCAGCGCUGAAUCCAGUCAGAACUCUCCCAGUCUAUCUUUGACCUCUUCAGGGAGCUUCUGAAGUCAUUUCAUCGCCAUGCGAGGUCCGACUCCCCGCACUGCACCAUCUUACGGGCUGAGCCAAAAUCACUCGACCUACACCUGUGUACGGUUAGCGGAUGACUGCUUGUGCUAUCAUGUAGUGUACACGUCUUUGUUUAAAUCUGUAAAACACACAGCAAAUAUGGCAGGCAUGUGAUUCUGUUUGUAUAUGAUGUAAAAUUCCCUCC